Messenger RNA from Oryzias latipes (Japanese medaka), 2230 nucleotides. It is a transcript of the gene tgm2b, whose product is annotated as transglutaminase 2b. Gene Ontology annotation, biological process: peptide cross-linking. Lineage: Eukaryota; Metazoa; Chordata; Actinopteri; Beloniformes; Adrianichthyidae. The record is from RefSeq and is a predicted model, not a curated record. Gene Ontology annotation, cellular component: mitochondrion. Gene Ontology annotation, molecular function: protein-glutamine gamma-glutamyltransferase activity.
CACCCACCACCCGUCUGAGCCUGACAAAGGGGGUAGAAAUAAGCCCGACCUAACGGCAGGAAGACACUGUUUGCUUCACAGGGCUGGACGUUUGUUCAUAUCUUGCUUCACUGGAGUCAUGGCUCAAUCUGUGGACAUUGAACGCUUGGACCUGGAGUGCCAGUUUAACAACACCGACCAUCGGACUGAUCUGAACGGCGUGGACAGGCUCAUCGUGAGGAGAGGCCAGCCCUUCACCAUCAGCCUGUACCUGCGCUCGGGAAGCUUCCAGCCUGGCGUCAGCUCCCUCAGCUUUGUAGCAGAAACAGGUCCUCAACCCUCUGAGCAGUAUGGCACCAGAGCCUCCUUUGGACUGUCUCCAGACGUCGACACUUCCCGCUGGAGCGCUGCAGUCACCAGUCCUCCUGGAGACAUGGUGGCCCUGCAAAUCUGCUCCUCCCCCAAUGCACCCAUUGGCCGCUACACCCUGACUGUGGGACAGUCGAAGAUUGAAUUUAUACUGCUCUUUAACCCUUGGUGCCCAGCGGAUGACGUGUUUCUGGACGAUGAGAAGAGUUUGGAAGAGUAUGUCUUGUCACAGGAUGGAAUCAUCUUUCGAGGGAGCCACCAGUUUCCUCAACCCACACCCUGGAAUUUUGGCCAGUUUGAAAGUGGAAUCCUGGAUAUCUGUCUGAGGAUUCUGGAUUCCAACCCUAAGUACUUGCGUAAUCCGGGAAAAGACUGUUCAGGAAGGAGAAAUCCCAUUUAUGUGUCCCGUGUGCUGAGUGCUAUGGUGAAUUGUAAUGAUGACAAGGGGGUGUUGCUUGGGAAAUGGUCAGGUGGCUACGAUGGCGGUGUGAGUCCUUUUCUUUGGCGGGGAAGUGUGGAAAUUCUCCGUAACUGGGACUCCCAAGCAUGUCAGCCAGUACGCUUUGGACAGUGCUGGGUCUUUGCGGCAGUGGCCUGUUCAGUCUCCAGAGCUCUGGGCAUACCUUGCAGAGUCGUAACAAACUUCCUGUCUGCACACGACACCAACAGCAACCUGACCAUUGAGCGCUACAUUGAUGAAAAUGGGGAGCUAGUCCAGUCCAGAGACAUGAUCUGGAAUUUUCACUGCUGGAUUGAGAACUGGAUGACCAGGCCUGACCUUAAAGCUGACUUUAACGGCUGGCAGGUCAGUGACCCCACACCCCAGGAAAAAAGUGAAGGAGUGUACUGCUGCGGCCCCAUCCCUGUGAAGGCCAUCAAAGAAGGCGAGCUUACCUUCAAAUAUGAUGCUCCCUUUGUGUUUGCUGAGGUCAAUGCCGAUGUCGUCACAUUCAUGAAGAAAAAAGACGGCAGCACCUCCAAGGUUACUACAGCUACUGUGGUAGGUCAGAAGAUCAGCACAAAGAAAGUGGGAAGUGAUGCCAGAGAAGACAUCACUCAUCUCUACAAGUACCCUGAAGGAUCUGAUGAGGAACGGGAAGCUUUUACGAAGGCCAACCACCAGAACAAGCUGCUCCAGCAGCUUCAGAAUGAUGGCCUCCACCUCGCCAUCAAAGUGACAUCUGACAUGAAGAAGGGCUGUGACUUUGACGUGUUUGCUGUCGUUACUAACAACACACAAAGUGAGAAGAUGUGUCGCCUGGUGUUUGGAUCCUGUGCUGAGUCCUAUAAUGGCACUCUGGGGGAGAACUGUGGAUUUAAGGACCUGCUCAAUGUGGGCCUCUCACCAGGUGCAGAAAGACGAAUUCCACUGAGGCUGAACUAUUCCAAGUACGGCAGCCAUCUCACAGAGGACAACCUGAUUCGUCUGGCAGCUCUGGUGGUGGACUACUCCACAAAGGAGGCCAUACUGGCAGUGAGACAUAUUGUGCUGGAGAAUCCAGAAAUCAAAGUCAGAAUCCUGGGAGAGCCAAAGGAGAACAGGAAGCUUGCUGCGGAGAUCACCUUGCAGAACCCGCUACCAGAACCGCUGGAGAACUGCUGCUUCAGCAUCGAGGGAGCCAACCUGACCGGCGGACACGUCCUUUCUGAAAGGCUGAGCUCCACUGUGGGACCCGGUGAAGACGCCAAAGUGAAAAUCUACUUCACUCCCAGCCACUCGGGGCUGAGGAAGCUCGUGGUCGACUUUGACAGUAACAAACUGUGUCACGUCAAAGGCUACAGAAACGUCAUCAUUGGAAAGUAAAGCCUCGAUAAUUGUCAUUAAAAUGUUUGCAGUAUAGCAAUAAACAAAUGCAUAAUCAAUGUAAAACCUGCAUGCAAA